Racocetra fulgida is the source of this 273-nucleotide messenger RNA. The record is from the annotation of a GenBank genome assembly. Lineage: Eukaryota; Fungi; Glomeromycota; Glomeromycetes; Diversisporales; Gigasporaceae.
UACAAGCAAAAUAAUGUUGCCUUACCAAUACUCAAAGAAAAUGAAAGCGAUGAUGUGUUUAUAGUAGAUAAUGAUUUGGAUGAUGAAGCAGAAGAAGUUAAUGAAGAAAAUGAAGUUAUUAGUAUUGAUAAUUGGAAUAAAAUAAUACAACAGUGGGUUAAUAUGAUCUCUGAAGAAGAAGAGGAUGAAAUUGAUCUUACCGUAGGUGAAGAUAAUGUAGAUCGAAUUAUUUGUGAUACAGAUCAUCCGGCUAUCAACAAUGAUGCAAAGUAG